AUGCAACACACUCGCAACAUGUCGUCCUCUUCCGCCGCUUCCUCCUCGUCCUAUAACAAUACACACCAGCCUCGACUGUCUAUAAACUCUAUCCAAUCCAUAAUGGAACCUGUCACCCCUCCUCCCUUUGGUCAAUUGAAUUCAAACUCAAAAAGAAACCAUUAUAAAGCUCAAUCAUUGGACUUAUCAGGCUUUAACCAUUUCUUCCCCGGAUCGACUUCUUCCCAAUUACAAUCUCAACAUGCUGCUCAACUUCAACCACAGAUCCAACAAUCUUCAUUGUUAUUCAUGACCUCCCCAUCCUCAAACCUACUCUCUUCUUCAAAUAACAACAACAACAACAACAACAAUAGUAAUAAUCUAUCUUUGGCUACUUCUUCAUUACAAAAUACCCCUUCUUCUUGGGGUACUAAUGAUUUAGAAUUCCCUGGUUCUUUAAAUAAUUUUUAUUCUACUCCAAACUCUCAAAUGCAAGUACAAGCUCAAGUACAAGCUCAAGCUCAAGCUCAAGCUCAAGCUCAAGCUCAGGCCCAAGCACAAGCCCAAGCACAAGCUCAGGCUCAAGCCCAAGCCCAAGCCCAAGCCCAAUCACAGUUACAACAUUUACAAAUGCAGCAAUCUCAAUCUCAAUUCCAAUACAAUUACCCAGAACUGUUGAACUUACCUUUAGAUCUACCUUCGAAUAGUUCAAAUAUCACUUCGAAUAACCACAACACAACAGCUAGUAGCACUUCUUCUUAUUCUUCAAACACAUUGAUUCCAAAUUAUAAUAAUUUAGAUGUUUUCCCCAACCAAAAAGUUCAUUCAAGAACUGUCUCAACUCCUUCAAUCAAUUCCAUAGUUACUGAAAAUACUUUAUUUUCAAAUUACUCUACAACAAACCCACAAAUCAUUUUAAAUAAUUCCAAUAAUAUCAAUAACAAAAAUUCGGCUAACAACAAUACCUCCUUAAAUGAUUACCCUUCAUCUUCCAUAAACAACAAUAAUAACAAUAAUAACGAUUUGAUUGUUAAUACUAAUUUCAUUCAAUCAUUUGCAUCUGCUACAAGCUUGAAUGAUAAUUCAAAUUCUAAUAGUGCAAACACAAGCACUAAUACAAGUAUAAAUUCGACUUCAAAUACCGGGUCUACUUCUAUGACAACAUCAAAUACCUCUCAAAAUAAUCCAAAUAAUAUUAAAAAUAAUAAUAUUAAUAAUAACAACAACAGCAAUAAUAUCUCUUUAUUAUCUUGGGAUCAGCAAACAACUUUAUCAGCUCCUUAUCAACCUACUACUACUUCUACCCCUACACCAACUCCAACUACUGCUACUACUGCCGCUACCGUCUCUGUGUCUGCUUCUACUUCUACUUCUACUUCCGCUUCCACCUCAACAAAUACUAAUAAUAAUAAUAACAAAUUAGCUUCUUCUAAUACUACACCAACAAUGAAGAUUUCUCAAAAACCAUUAUUAGCUACUUCCACUUCAUCUCCCUCAACUAUACCAACAACAAAUUCUGUAACAUUUAAUUCUACAAAAAAUACACCAAUUGAAAAAUUAGAUUAUAUUAAAUUAUCAAUGGAUCAAUUUGGUUGUCGUUUCUUGCAGAAAAAAUUAGAAAACUCAAAUAAACAAGAAUCUUUAAAAGUUAGAGAUUUAAUGUUUUUACAAAUACAACCUGUAUUCUUAGAUUUAAUCCUAGACCCAUUUGGUAAUUAUUUAAUUCAAAAAUUAUGUGAUUAUUUAACAAUCGAUCAAAAGACUAUUUUAAUCCAAUCCAUUUAUAAAAAUGUUUAUCAAAUCUCUAUUAAUCAAUACGGUACAAGAUCUUUACAAAAAAUUAUUGAUUCCAUUGAAAAUAAUGAAACUCAAAUAGAUAUUUUAAUGCAAGGGUUUUCUAUAGAAAAUACUUCAAUUGAUCAAAUCAUUUCUUUAAUGAAUGAUUUAAACGGUAAUCAUGUGAUUCAAAAAUGUAUAUUUAAAUUCCCAAACUCCAAAUUCGAUUUUCUUUUAAACUCAAUCAUUUAUGAAAAUAAUAUAGUUAAAAUCUCAACUCAUAAACAUGGCUGUUGUGUUUUACAAAAACUAUUGGGUGUUUGUAAUGACAAUCAAACUCAAUUGAUAAGUGAUAAAGUUAUCGAAUAUUUAAAUGGUUUAAUCAAUGAUCAAUUCGGGAAUUAUAUCAUACAAUACAUUUUAAACAUUAAAACUAUUGAAAUCCCAUUUAUGUUAAAAAUUUAUCAAAUUUUAGAUGGUAAUUUUUGUAAAUUAUCAUGUUUAAAAUUCUCAUCAAAUGUCAUUGAAAAAUAUAUGAGAAAAUUAUUUACAAUUGUUAAGAACAAUACUUUUGAUAAUACUAACAAUAACAAUAAUUAUUCUGGUUCAAACCAUAAACAUCAUAACAACCAAUAUAAAAAUAAUAUUGUCAAACAAGAAGAUGUUAAAAUUAUUCAAAAUAUUAUUCUAAGAAUUGUAGAUGAAUUCACUAGAGAUUUAAACGUAUUGAUUAAAGAUAAAUUUGGUAAUUAUACCCUACAAACUUUAUUAAAUACCUAUAAUUAUAACGAAUUGAUAGCAGCUUUUAUUCCACUUUCUAUUGAUAAUUCUAAUACUAACGCUAAUGCAACUUCUAAUGAUAAUACAAUUAAUAAUAAUAGUGAUAUUUCUGAUAAUAUCUCUUUUAAUCCAAACACAACGAAUGUAAUUAAUAAUUUUUCUAAUGAACUUUCUGCAAUUGAAAAAAUCAAUGAAAAAAGAAUUAAAGAAAAUGAGGACUUUAUUACUUCAUUCAAUACUAAAUUAUACAAGAUGAUGACCUUAACAAGAGAGUUAUUACCAUUAAUUAGAAUGACUUCUUAUGCAAAAAAAUUAAAAUGA
Messenger RNA from Henningerozyma blattae CBS 6284, 2856 nucleotides. RefSeq names its product Mpt5p (gene MPT5). The transcript has a single exon. Lineage: Eukaryota; Fungi; Ascomycota; Saccharomycetes; Saccharomycetales; Saccharomycetaceae. Gene Ontology annotation, molecular function: mRNA binding. Gene Ontology annotation, cellular component: cytoplasm. The coding region runs from base 1 to 2856 and encodes 951 amino acids. The record is from RefSeq and is a predicted model, not a curated record. Gene Ontology annotation, biological process: post-transcriptional regulation of gene expression.